AAUUUAAGGGUGGGAGUGGAAGGAAAAGAAGGGGAACCUGAUGCCCCUUUUGAUGUGUGAGUGGGUGGCUCUGAUCUUUCCUUCACUUUCUCAUCUCUCUUUCUUUCUUCCCAAACAAAAACUCUCCUCCCCAAAACUACAGCCUCACUUCAAUCAAAUUCUCAAAGGUAACUUCUUUGCCCUAAUCUUCUCUUCUCUCCUCUUCUUCUACAUCUAUUCUGCCUGAUCUUGUUUCAAACCAAACCCAACCAAACCAAACCCACCCAUCUUUCUUUUCCUGCUUCCUUUCUUUUUUUCACUCAUCAACUUUCCUUCAAAAACUAAUUCACUUACUAAAUAUAUGUACAUAUGAUUUCACCAUCUCCUCUUUUUUUCCCCCUCAGCUUCUGAGUUCCUUUCUCGCUUUUUCUUAACCCCAAGGUGAAGAAGAAGGAGAAUCUAGUCCAUGGGGUGUAUAUACUAGAUUUCCUUUCUGGGAUCUGUUCUACUAUAUAUUUCAGAUUUGGGUUUUUCCUCUUCUUUGAUUUCUCUCAACUCUUGACUACAUCUAUCGGUUUCAUGAAGCUUAGUUGGCUCGUUCUCAGCUUCAAAAUUUCCCAUUUAUAUGCUAUAAAUGAAUGAAGAUAAUGAGGUUUUGAGGUUAUCAGGGAUCACAACUAGAAAGAAAUAGGAGACAAUCGAAGAGGGAAGAGAUCAGAGGGGGUGAAGUGUUGUUAUGCUGAAGAUAAGGGGCUCUACUGCUGGAGAAAGAAGCAGUAUAAGUGUGGCUUGUGACUGUUGUCAAAACAGCACAAGAAGAGAGAAGCUUUUCAUCAGAUGUUAUCCAUUGAAAACCCUCCACCAGAUCCCCCAUGUCCCUGCCAAGUUAUAGUACAGCUGAAAAGUGGUGGUGAUGAGAUUGAGAGGGCUCCUCAUAAGCUUCCCUUGCCUGAGGUAGAUCUGCUAAAGAAGCCGUCUCUUGAUAAUCAUCAUCAUCGUCAUCAUCAUCAAACCCCACUCCCUAAAUUCUCCAUAAGAGAUUAUGUGUUCACUGCUCGGGGCAAGGAUAUCAAGAAGAAUUGGCCAUUUUCUCCCAAGAAUUUGCAACUUUGUUUGAAGCAUGGCUUGAAGGAUCCAUUGCCACCAUUUCAGCCUCUUGAUACUGUAAGAAACCUAUCCAUAGAGAGAUGUGUGGUUGAAACCAAUCCAUUUGAGAAGCAAAAUACAAGGAAAUCCGGUGAAGAGCCAUCUGGGUCAAACGAUCAUGUGGUACUAGAGUCAUCCAGUGAUGCUCACUCAAACCAUAACCUAGCAGGUACGUGCAUAGACAAUAGCUCCUGCAGAUCCGGAGAACAUGGAAGUGGUUUACCCUCUACAAUAGCUAGUGUUUCUCAAUCUGAUAUAGACUCGGUUCUCAUUAACAAGAAGUCCAGCUUACCAUUAGAAACCGAUACAUCAGUGGAAGCAUCAGCUGAAGUUCAAGCUACUGGUAAGAUCCGGAAGACCGAAAACACAACUCGACCAUCAGGCAAGAAGUGCAGGUUAAUUGUGAAAUUUGGUGCCCAUUCUGAUCGUAGCUCGAUUGAAGAUAUUACUUCGAAUUGUACCAUGUUAUCUGAAUCCAUGGCUUCUAAAGUUUGCCCUGUUUGUAAAACUUUCUCGUCCUCUUCCAAUACCACCUUGAAUGCUCACAUCGACCAAUGUCUUUCUGACGAAUCGACUCCCAAGUGGACACUGGAUUCUAAGCUUACCCGCCAUAGAAUUAAGCCAAGGAAGACAAGACUGAUGGUGGAUGUAUAUGCUACUGCCAAGCCAUGCACUUUGGAAGAACUUGAUAGGAGGAAUGGUACAAGCUGGGCUACUGCAUCUAACAUACCUAGACAGGAUUCUGGGAAACUUGAAAUAUCUGAUGAAGGGAAAAAGCAAAAGAUUUCCUCUACUAUUCCCAAGGAUACUGGUGAUGUAGGUGCUGUUUAUUUUGAUGCCAAUGGUACAAAAAUUCGUAUUUUAUCCAAGCCUAAUGAUGCUCCACUAGUGUCAAAAGUUGGAGAUGAUCCUGGACCAAACAAAGCUUUCAAAGGGAGUAAAGGAAGCAAAUUCCUUUCAACCAAAAAGAAAAGGCGACAUUCCUUGAAACAUAACAAGUAUCUUAAACUUGCUCCUCAAAGCCGAAAACUUUUCUCACAUAAGACCCGUUCUUCUAUGAUAGUUGGAGGUCAAGAAGGGUGCUGUGGAGUAUCUGAAAGUUGCAAGAAUGAGGGAUCGCAUGUGCCAAGGCAGGUUAAAUCAAGUGAUUCUAGAAACUUUAGGGAAAGGGUGUGCUCUAAACAAGCUGGUCUUUCAAGGAAGCCUGAUAAUCAAGACAGACAUCAACCAUCGAAUUGCAAACGGUAUGUUACCCUGGACUUGCAGGUUCCAAGUGACCAACCACAUCUAGGUGAUCCUGUUGUGGAGAGAAAUUGUGUUCGCAGGUUAAAAAAUUUAUCUGAAAAUCCAAUUUCUUCUCCUGAGAAAUGUGAGAAGACAGAGAAGCCAGUUUAUGAAGCCCCUUCAGAUAUGGUUGAGAGGGAGCAUUCUUUGGGAAGAAAGAGAGUAAGGAGCUCCUUGUCUGGAGCCAGAAUCCAUAACAUGGUGGAGCUAAGGCCACUUAAGCAAAAUGCGAAUCAGUUGAGCAAAGACCAUCCCCAUCUAGAUAGGCAUCAUAUGGCGAGAUCUAUGAACUCUGGUGGAAAUUGUUCAUCUUCAUUGAGCAAACAGGUGAUUGAUAUCGAUGCAAAUAGUAAUCCAAAUAGUCCUGUCACUGCUACAACACCUAUCAGUGAUCGUUCUUUUGCAUUCAAAUGCUUCAGAUCCUCACCAAAGAAAAAUUUGCCGUCUGCUAGCAGCAGGCCUUCUAUGGUUAAAUCUGGGUCUAACUUGGUUAAGAAUCAUUUAACAACGGAGAGCCAACUUCAUUUUAUGGAAGAAAUUGAUGAGGAAGAAUCCUGGGGUCCUGAGUCUGAUCAAGAAUGUGACUUGGUGCAUGAUGGUGCUAAAAAUCAAUGUGGAAGGAAAGAGAUUACUAAAGAAAUGUCAUUUGGUGGAAGCAGCAUCCGAGGAGCCCAAUCUGGGGAGCAAAGAGGAAGAAGAAGUGUUUCCAGGAGGGAGGAAUCCAUGGCUUUGAAGAGCUUACAUUCAGAACCUCGUUAUUAUGAUAAUGAUGAGAUGGAGAACACAGGUUCUUCUGCAAGAGGUAGUGAGAAUAUUCUGGAUAGAGUUGAUGGUUUGGAAUCUAUUGAGGAGACGGUCACUAGUUUGAGUCAGCCAGUAGAAACUAAGUUUAACGAACUGAGUAAUCUUUCCAUGAAUAGGUCCAAUUCUUUACAGACUAAUGAAGAUUACAGCAAGCCUCUAUGUGGGGGUGAAGAACUGGCUAACCUUACUGAGCCAAGUCUUGGUGGUAAACCACACAUGUUUUGUGCUGAAGUUAGCGAUGGUAUAAUUGGGCAAACAGCUAAUAUGGGAGGAGAAUUGGAUUCUGACGCAGCACAAGUGAACUCUUUUCCCGAGGUUGAUCCAAUACCUAUUCCUGGUCCUCCAGGAUCAUUUUUGCCUAGCCCUAGGGACAUGGGUUCUGAUGAUUUUCAAGGGAAUUCAUCAUUGACCACCAGCCGAAUUCAAUCCUCUCAAGAUCAGCUUGAUUUGGUCGAUGGGGACUCAUCAGAUUCACCAAUAUCUGCGGUAUCUACUAUCUCUAAUUCUGUGGAAGCCAAGUCAGAUUUGAAGUAUGCGGAACCGUUAGCAUUUGUUGAUGCUCCUGCAGUGCUAGAAAAUUAUAGGUCUGGCUACUCUACUACCAAAUCUGAGCCUUUAGCCGAAAAUGGUGCUGCAUUUCCCCAUUCAAGCGCUGGACUGGAUAGAACUUUGGAAGGAGAGAAGCUUAGAGUACAUAGAAUAUCUUUUGAAAAGAGACCUUUGAUUUUUAAAAAUGACGAUCAGCCAUGCUGUUGCCAAAGAAAAGAUAGAUCAUCUCAGGGUUUUGCUCUAAAUUAUCAGGAAUCACAACUACUAAGGCAACGGACAAUGGGUUCAAUGCUGGUCCCUGCCACGGGAAUGCAAAUUGCUGCCAAUCAAAAUAUCAGUCCCGAUAAUUUGGAUGCAAGACCAGAAACAACUUCUAGGAGCAGUAGUGCGAGUUUAGGAUCUGAGCAAAUGGUUCUACCUGUCAUGAAACUGCCUGCAGAUCCCAUUCCUUUUAAUGGAUUCCCUGAUGCUGGUGUCAAGCUUUCUGCAUCCAAUGAUCGUGAUUCUGCCACUCCGUCAUCUUCUAAUCCUGUUCUCAGGCUGAUGGGAAAGAACUUAAUGGUGGUUAACAAGGAGGAAGACAAAUCUGUGCCACUUGGUCAGGCCCAGUCAUUUGCCCAGAGUGAUCAUCCUACUCCUAAGUUUCCAACUCCUUCUGGAAUCUCUCCUAGCAAUAUGGGGAAUCAAGCUGGGAUGCCAUUCCAUCACACAAUGUCUCAGAGUUCGUUAAUCUUUGAUCAGCAUCCAAAAGAUUUGGUGGGGCAAUCUUUUGAUGUCCAAUUUACAAAUGGCUAUAGAAACCAUGCAAAUCUUGGAACACCACCACAAUUUCCAGCUGGGAUGUUUUUUGAUGAGCGUAUGGACCGUGGUUUGACAACCUCCAUGGAGUUCUACAAAUAUGAAUGUGACUAUAAUUUGCCAGCUCAACUGAACAGACUGAAGAACAAGCCAGGUCCAGCAGCAACAUAUGAUAUGGAGAAAGUUGCAACUCUAGACGGCCGACUUAGGAAUGGUGAUUCUGCUGUUUCCAGUAAACAAGUAAUUAUCAUUGAUGAUGAGCCUGAAAGUGAAACAACAAAGUUUGCCGACAUUGCCAAACAUUUUGAAGGCUCGAGGGAAAGCCCGCUAAUACCUGCUGGCAUUUCAAUGCCAUUAGUUCCUAAUCAUAGCAUAAGGCACAGGAAUCCGUUUUCUCGUUAUCAUUCCGAAGGAGCUUUACUAGGUGACCCAACCAUGGUACAAAAUAAGAACUUUAAUGCAAUCCCUUCGGGUCGAGCCAAUACUGUUCCUGUUAGAUGGGAUUGCUCUUCAGAAGGUUCUGGGGUGCCACAGCGGGCUCCUCUUAUGGCUAUAUCACCCUCGAGGGGCCAUCUCAGACCUGCAGUUUAUUAUUCUCCGAGUUUGUCUUAGCAGCUUUGCGGGGUAUGGGAAUUGUUAGAUGGAUUGUGCUGUGCAUCAGCGGGUUCCAUAUCAAAACUUGUACUGUAUCUUGAGCGUCUCCAUGACUACAUACUGACACAAAUUAUGGGGUUCAAAAUGAUUUGCAAAAGCUAAAAUAAUUGGUGUUGGGAGUUAAUAGAUUCGGUGCAAGUUUAGCAAUUGAGAUCUGAGUUUGUAUUUAUUUUUUAUUUCACAAACUUUUUUGUAGUUUUUGAGGCUUCUGCUUAGACAAUUAGAAAUUUACCCCAAAGACUCGAUAAUGUAUAAGCUAUCCUUGAAAUAAAGCCUGAUAAAAAGUGUUACUAUAGCCA
Gossypium raimondii (Peruvian cotton) is the source of this 5513-nucleotide messenger RNA. RefSeq lists its product as uncharacterized. The record is from RefSeq and is a predicted model, not a curated record. The transcript is spliced from 4 exons. Lineage: Eukaryota; Viridiplantae; Streptophyta; Magnoliopsida; Malvales; Malvaceae. Bases 817 to 5172 code for a protein of 1451 amino acids.